Molecule: messenger RNA, 583 nt
Organism: Carassius auratus (goldfish)
Lineage: Eukaryota; Metazoa; Chordata; Actinopteri; Cypriniformes; Cyprinidae
Product: rho-related GTP-binding protein RhoJ-like
Exons: 5
Coding region: 1-516 (171 amino acids)
Biological process (GO): small GTPase-mediated signal transduction
Molecular function (GO): GTPase activity; GTP binding
Source: RefSeq, a predicted model, not a curated record
AUGGUGAAUGUAACAGUAUCUGGGAGGCAGCACUUACUGGGAUUGUACGAUACUGCUGGACAAGAGGAUUACAACCAGCUGCGACCCCUCUACCCCAACACAGACGUCUUUCUCAUCUGCUUCUCUGUUGUGAAUCCAGCUUCCUAUCACAAUGUGCAGGAGGAAUGGGUGCCUGAGCUCAAAUCCUGCAUGCCCCAUGUGCCCUAUAUCCUCAUCGGAACACAGAUUGACUUGCGAGAUGACCCAAAGACACUAGCACGUCUGCUCCAGAUGAAGGAGAAGCCACUGACCUAUGAGCAAGGCCUCAAACUAGCCAGAGAGAUUGGAGCCCAGUGCUAUCUGGAGUGUUCAGCACUGACUCAGAAGGGACUAAAGACAGUAUUUGAUGAGGCCAUCCUGACAAUCUUCAGCCCAAAGAAACAAAACGGUGCUGCGCAGCCUGCAGGAGCUGUUGUGCUAUCGUGUGAGGAAAAUACAUCUCCAACUGUGAACGCCCACUCUCCCCCAAAGCUUUAGAGGAGUAACAGACCCUAAACUGCCUCCAGUCUGCUGUACAUCCUUCCUUUCCCCAUCCGCCUGUUGU